Molecule: messenger RNA, 3216 nt
Organism: Empidonax traillii (willow flycatcher)
Lineage: Eukaryota; Metazoa; Chordata; Aves; Passeriformes; Tyrannidae
Product: antigen WC1.1-like
Exons: 15
Coding region: 1-3216 (1071 amino acids)
Cellular component (GO): membrane
Source: RefSeq, a predicted model, not a curated record
AUGGCAACAAAAGGACAUCUUUCUGCCCCAGUGUUGUGGUUGCUUCUCCUCUCCAUUCAGGUGUCCCUGGGUGCUGAUGAAUUGAGGCUAUCAAAUGGAACUGGCCCCUGCUCUGGGAGAGUGGAAGUAAAACAUGAGGAGCAGUGGGGAACUGUGUGUGAUGGUGACUGGACCAUACAAGAUGCUGAGGUUGUUUGUAAGCAACUACAAUGCGGAUCAGCUGUUCAGGCCCUUAAUCGAGCUCCUUUUGGAGAAGGGACUGGACCGACAUGGUUGUAUCGAGUUGAUUGCCGUGGUGAUGAACCUGCUCUCUGGAACUGCACACAUACAGGAUGGGGUGCUUUUACCUGCCCUCAUUACUUUGAUAUUGGAGUGAUCUGCUCAGGCUUCUCUGGUCUACGUCUGACUGGAGGAGACACUGCCUGCUCAGGAAAUCUGAAAGUAAAGCAAGAAGAAACUUGGGCUACUGUCUGUUUUUCACACAUUGAUUUCAAAACUGCCUCUGUUAUAUGUAGUGAGUUAGAGUGUGGCCAGGCUGUGGAUACCUUGAAAGGAACUCACUUUGGUGACAGACAUGAACUGAUCUGGCAAGAAGAGUUUCACUGUGUAGGGAAUGAGACUAACCUUGCACACUGUCCCAGGAACCUACACCACACUACCACGUGCUCUCAUGAUGCCACCAUUGUAUGUUCAGGCUAUGGCGGGUACAGGCUGGCAAAUGGCAGCACCACAUGUUCAGGGAGAGUAGAGCUUCUUCAUGGAGGCACAUGGGGAACUCUCUGUGACUACCUGUGGGAUUUACCAGCUGCCAAUGUCCUCUGCCAGCAGUUAGACUGUGGAGUUGCCCUACGGAUUCCAGGUGGACAGUCCUUCGGGAAAGGAAAUGGAUCUGUCUGGAAUGGCACAUUCAGCUGCAAGAAGAAUGACCCUCUCCUGAGAGGCUGUCCCGUGAGUGCGCUAGGUCAUGAUGAGUGCCCUGCUGGAAAAGAUGCUCGUGUGGUAUGCUCAGGGUGUCCAGGGGGCAGGUUGGUGAAUGGCACCACAUGCUCUGGCAUAGUGGAGAUCCGACAUGAAGGCACGUGGGGAAGACUCUGCCACUCCCACUGGAAUUUGCAAGCUGCCAGCAUUCUCUGCCGUCAGCUGAACUGUGGCUAUGCAAAGUCAAUCCAUAUGGAAGACCAUUCAGCAGAUUGGAACGGGACUAUAUGGAGAGAUGCUUUUCACUGUGAAGGGACAGAGUCCUGCCUGUGGGAUUGUGCUCAAGUUACUUUGGGCAAUCCAACCUGUUCAGCCAAAGAAGUAGCCACUGUAAUUUGCUCAGGUCCUGCUGAAUCACUCAGACUCUCAAGUGGUGAGAGCCGCUGCGAUGGGCGAGUUGAGAUCUCACUCCACGGUAUGUGGAGCAGAGUCCUGGAUGACGACUGGAACAUUAGGGAUGCUCAGGUGGUAUGCAGACAGCUUCAGUGUGGAACUGCCGAGAAAGCCUAUUACCUUCCAAAGUCUGAGCGAGGUAUGGGUCUUGUUGGCUUCAGGAGUGUCCAGUGUACUGGAAAUGAGACUCAGCUGAUGCUCUGCAAGACCUACCAGUAUCAGACAGUGCCAAUGGGAGUUUCUGAAGACGUUGGUGUGAUUUGUUCAGGUAGCAAACAGAUCAGGCUGGUGAAUGGAACAAAGCGCUGCGCUGGGAGAGUAGAGGUUUAUCAUGAUGGCAUCUGGGGCACCAUCUGUGAUGAUAACUGGGAUCUAUCAGAUGCUAAUGUUGUUUGCAAACAGCUUGGAUGUGGACAUGCCAUCGAGGCAUUUGUCUCUGCUCAUUAUGGCAAAGGUUCAGGACAGAUCUGGCUGGAUGACGUGAAUUGCACUGGGGCUGAAUCUGAUCUCUGGGCAUGUCCCUCUAGGGCGUGGGGCCAGCACAAUUGCCAACACAAAGAGGAUGCUGGAGUCCUGUGCUCAGAUUUCUUGGCUCUGAGGCUGGUGAAUGGCAAUGACUGUGCUGGGCGUCUAGAAGUUUUCUACAAUGGGACAUGGGGGAGCAUUUGUUCCAAUCGUAUGACUCAACUCACUGCAGUAACUGUAUGCAAACACCUGGACUGCGGAGAUGGAGGGGAAAUUGCAGAAGAUUUCGAAUACGGCAGAGGUUCUGGGCCAACAUGGCUGGACCACAUUGAGUGUACUGAGCAACAUAGUUCUCUCUGGCAAUGUCAGUCAGACCCCUGGGAUCCUCAGUCAUGUGAUAACCGAGCAGAAGAGACCCACGUUACUUGCACUGGAAGAAAAGAGGCAACUUCUCCAGCCACAUUUGCUAAGUGUCCAAAUUCUACAAGUUGUUCAGACAGGGAGAAGUUACGAGUCAUAGGAGGAGAUGAUGAAUGUUCAGGCAGAGUCGAGAUUUGGCACCAAGGUUCCUGGGGAACAAUCUGUGAUGACACCUGGGACGUGGCAGAUGCUAACGUUGUAUGCAGGCAGCUGGGAUGUGGAUCUGCUGUCUCUGCUCUGAGUGAAGCUGCCUUUGGGGAAGGGACUGGCCCCAUCUGGCUGGAGGAGGUGCACUGUAAAGGAACAGAGCUGUCUCUCUGGGACUGUCCUGCCAAGUCUUCGCUUGGCAAAAACUGUGAUCAUAAGGAAGAUGCUGCUGUGAAUUGCUCUGGUAUGACAGAAACAACAGCACCACCCACUAGAGCAGAUCCGCCCCGCCGCCCUGCAACAGACAACACGAGACUUUCGAUGCCUGUCAUCUUCUGCAUUAUCCUGGGGACCCUUCUUUGCCUGGUCCUUGCCAUUCUUGCUAGACAGAUCCAACGUGCCAGGGCACAGCAGAGAGAUUCCAGACUAUCCUAUGACCCCUUCUCUGAGGCUGUCUAUGAAGAGAUUGAUUAUAACCUGAUGAGGGAAAAGCAGGUCGUGACUUACCUCUCAGGUUUAACUCUCCCUGUUACAACUAAUACCUUUACUGUUCCAGAGAUCUCUCCACUGCCUGAAAAUGCCCUGGAAAAUGGUUAUGAUGAUGUGACAGAAGCUCCUGGACCUAAAGAUGCUUCUCUUUACGGGCAGAAUGAACAGGAAAUCAUUGGGCCUGAAGAAAGUGACAGAAACAAGGAUUCACAGACAGACUGGAGUCAUAGUAUGUCCCAAAACAGGACCCCUGAGGCUGAGAGACCUUCAUCCCCUGCUUUUGAAGAUACAGGCUAUGAUGACAUUGAAGAGCUGGGAUGCUGA